AGAGCUCAACAUUUCACUCUGACCACUUGACCACAGUGUUGCAGACAUGGCUGGACAAAGUUUUGUCAGGAAAAGUUUGCUAGUUCUUUUGGUUCUUCACAACGUGUCAUCAGACUUUGCCACAGAGAUGUGUUCCAACACCAUUCUACCUGGAUCCAAAGGUGACCCAGGUGACGUGGGAGACAGAGGAGACGAGGGAAGACAAGGGAAAACCGGUCCCUCCGGACACCGAGGUCCCUGUGAUGUCACUGGCCUUCCAGGAGACACUGGAGAGAAGGGGGCGGCUGGCCGGGUGGGGAAGCUGGGUCUUGCAGGAGAGAGAGGUGAGAAAGGGGAACGUGGGAUAGUUGGUCCUCCAGGCCUCAAGGGAAAAUCAGGCACCACCUGCGACUGCGGCAGAUACAGGAAGGUCGUUGGCCAGAUGGAUGUCAACAUAGGCAAGCUGAAAAGUGCUGUUGCAUUCGUGAAACAUGUGGUCCUGGGAAUUAAGGAGACAGAAGAGAAGUCCUACCUGCUGCCGAGGGAGGCUCUGAGGUACCGCGACGCUGUUGCAAACUGCAGACUGCGUGGCGGUGUCCUGGCCGUGGCAGAGAACACAAACGCCACGGCCCUUCUGGCUGGCUAUGUCGCCGAGGCCGGCCUCACCCAUGCACUUGUCAACAUGCUGCCGCUGGAGGCUGGCGGGGACCCCACGGCGGGGGUCUCCCAUGGCAAUGCCACAGGCGAUGGCCCGCAAGGGGCGAUCAGCAGUGGCUGCCUGCAGAUGGGCUCAGAUGGCACGCUGAGCUGGACGGAAUGUGACGCCAUCAAAUAUUUUAUAUGCGAGUUUCCAAAAAAAUAAUAUGACUGGUUAUGUCUGGUGUGAUGGGAUUUGUAGUUCUGAGUAGCGCUGUCUUUUUGCUAUGAAACUGAUGCUUCUUAUGUAACUUCUGGUACAAUGGGGUGAAGUAUCACAAGAAAGAAAUGUUUUCCUUCAUUUCUGUCCCAUUCUCAUUGUAAAAAUCUUAUUCUAAACUUGUUAUAUCAGGAGUUGCACAUCUGCUUGACAGACAAUCAAAAACAACAAUUGAAUAUUACACUUCUAAACAUAUUUUAGUAAGCUAAAUAAAAUGCAUAAAAUCAA
Messenger RNA from Electrophorus electricus (electric eel), 1123 nucleotides. RefSeq names its product collectin sub-family member 10 (C-type lectin) (gene colec10). NCBI's taxonomy places the organism in Eukaryota, Metazoa, Chordata, Actinopteri, Gymnotiformes, Gymnotidae. Gene Ontology annotation, biological process: extracellular matrix organization. Gene Ontology annotation, molecular function: extracellular matrix structural constituent conferring tensile strength. The record is from RefSeq and is a predicted model, not a curated record.